This is a messenger RNA of Clunio marinus, 201 nucleotides long. The record is from the annotation of a GenBank genome assembly. NCBI's taxonomy places the organism in Eukaryota, Metazoa, Arthropoda, Insecta, Diptera, Chironomidae.
AUGGGUUUUCAUGAAUCUAAAGAUAUUUAUCAUAGAGUAGGGCAAGUCAUGUUGCCUGCACAUGAAAUGAUAUUUCAAAAGUGCAGUGAUAAAAUGAUAAAUCGAACCAAAAAGAAAUUCAAAUUUUCAAUCCCUUCCUUCGCUCAUACAAUCAUUCAAGCUGAACGAAAAAAAACUCUUGUCAUUAGCGUCAUGACAUAA